AUGGAAGAAUUCAAGAACCCAUCUGGCACUUCUCUUUUGGUACCAUCAGUUCAAGAGUUAGCUAAAGAUGAGAACCUUUCAACUGUUCCACUUAGAUACAUUCAGCCUCAACUUGAGGACUCUAUUCUUUCUCAAGUUGAUAAUAGUAUGCUUGAAAUUCCAAUUAUUGAUAUUCAUAACUUGCUUUCAAAAGAAUUUGGGAGUGAAGAGUUGGUUAAGCUUCACCUUGCUUGCAAAGAUUGGGGAUUCUUCCAAGUGGUAAAUCAUGAUGUUAGUUCUUCCUUGGUGGAGAAAGUAAAGUUGGAGAUUCAAGAUUUCUUCAACCUUCCAAUGUAUGAAAAGAAAAAGUUUUGGCAAACUGAACAACAUAUGGAGGGAUUUGGACAAGCAUUUGUUGUGAGUGAAGAACAAAAGCUUGAUUGGGCUGAUAUGUUUUAUAUGACAACACUUCCUAAACAUUCUAGAAUGCCUCACUUAUUUCCGCAACUUCCUCUUCCUUUAAGACACACACUAGAGUUAUACUCACAAGAAAUGAAAAAUGUAUGCAUGAUUAUUGUUGGUCAUAUUGGAAAAGCUUUGAAUGUGAAAGAAAUGGAAAUUCAAGAAUUAUUUAAAGAUGGAAUACAAAUGAUGAGGAUGAACUAUUACCCUCCAUGUCCUCAACCUGAAAAGGUUAUUGGCCUCACAAAACAUUCAGAUCCUGUAGGUAUCACUAUCCUCCUACAACUCAAUCAAGUAGAAGGACUCCAAAUAAAGAAAGAUGGCAUGUGGGUCUCUAUUAAGCCUCUUCCAGAUGCCUUCAUUGUCAACAUUGGGGACAUGCUAGAGAUUAUUACGAAUGGGAUAUAUCGAAGUAUAGAGCAUCGAGCAAUAGUGAACUCAGAAAAAGAAAGAGUUUCAAUUGCAACGUUCUAUAGUCCAAAACAAGAUGCUAUUAUAGGUCCUUUGGAGAGUUUGAUUACUGAACAAACACCUUCACGAUUUAGAAAAAUUGGAGUUGAGGAGUACUUCAUCAAAUUAUUUGCGACUAAACUUGAUGGAAAGUCUUACAUUGAUGUCAUGAGAAUAGAGCAUGAAGAUUGA
This is a messenger RNA of Lathyrus sativus (Indian pea), 1083 nucleotides long. The record is from the annotation of a GenBank genome assembly. NCBI's taxonomy places the organism in Eukaryota, Viridiplantae, Streptophyta, Magnoliopsida, Fabales, Fabaceae.